AUGUCAGAUAGCGAAGAUAACCUAGAUGAAGAUGAUCACCAUGAAGAUGAUCACCAUGAAGAAUUAAUUAAACGUGAUAAGGGUUCUCGCGAAGAAUCUAGGAAGAGUGGAAAGAUCAAAUCGAAUCAUAGACCUAAACCAAAUCCAUUCUAUAAAGUUCUAAAAGAAAGAGAACAUUUUCAACAUAAAAAACAGGCUAAAAUUGAAGCUAUUAAACAAGAAAAAGAAAUACGAAUUCAGAAACAAAAGGCUUAUCUUACUCAACGAAAAAUAACAAAGAAAAAAUUUUUGAAAC
Messenger RNA from Dentiscutata heterogama, 295 nucleotides. The record is from the annotation of a GenBank genome assembly. NCBI's taxonomy places the organism in Eukaryota, Fungi, Glomeromycota, Glomeromycetes, Diversisporales, Gigasporaceae.